Molecule: messenger RNA, 1635 nt
Organism: Phacochoerus africanus (Common warthog)
Lineage: Eukaryota; Metazoa; Chordata; Mammalia; Artiodactyla; Suidae
Gene: SPATA32
Product: spermatogenesis associated 32
Exons: 4
Biological process (GO): spermatogenesis
Cellular component (GO): perinuclear region of cytoplasm
Molecular function (GO): actin binding
Source: RefSeq, a predicted model, not a curated record
CUAUUCCCUGCCCACCGGCGUCUCCGCAGGGUCAAGGCAGGGACGUCACAGAGGCAGCGACAUCACAGGCGCCGGUGCCCCGGGCAUCUCCAUUGCCCCCCAAAACCUCCCACCAAAGAGCGCACUGGAGGCGGAGGGGCAGCAGCCACCAGCCCGCUCCCCGCCUCCCCGACAGAGCCUCGGUCAGCAUGGGGGAGAAUCUACAGCCAGCUCCAGCCAGUACAGGAUGAAGAUGAGAUGGAGCUGGAGAAAGAAUUGCUAGAGCUGGAGCCCCCAUACAAAGAGGUCCUGAACCCAGACCCUAAACUGGGGCCAGAAUGGAAGCCCCAGGCCUUCGAGCAGCCGGAGCUGUGCUCAGGGGUCGUAGGCAAGCCUGAGGUCAAGCCGAAGGCAGAGCCCAAGUUGCAGGUGGCCAACCUGGAGCCCUAUAAUGAAGACCCGAAGCCCCAGGGACCUAGGUUAGAGUCCCUCCAUCCCCACCCAGAGGGGCUAAGGCAGCAGGACAUCAGCCAGUGGAGUAUGAAGUCCAACUCCAGCUACCUGGGUUUCGCAGAGAAGGAAAAGGUGUCCCCCGACCACCGCUCCAUCCGUGUCCAGACCUCCAGGCACCUCUUCUGGUCAGACAAGCUCAUCCAGGCCUCAGAACACAGCCUGCAAGAGAAGACCCAGAAGAGCCCAACCAGGACCUCGAGACACCCAAAGAAGCCCUCGGUCUCCAAGGAUACCUUGUGCUCCAAGAAGCCCGCUCCUCUAGACUCAGGCUCCCCGCAACCUCUCAGCCCAGACCCGCCCUGCUCCCCACCAACCAUCGGCUUGGCAGAGCUGAUCAACUUGGCAUCCUCCCUGGCCGUGGCCUCCUCCAGCAAGACGGACUUGCCCAGCUUGAAGCACCUGAUCAAAGCCCCACCCCAGAAGGCUACGGAGCCUUCUGCAGAGGCCACCACGGACGAGCCAAAGCAGGAAAAGCCCAGCCAGGACUUGCCACCAGAGAAACCGCUAGAAACCAGGGAGCUGCCGAAAGCUCCCAAGGAGGAAGACAGGCGUUUACCUCACCCUUACCUUGACUUCAGCAAGCCGGGGUUCAAGAGGGCCACCAUUGAAGGAGAAGUGAAAUUCCUCCAGUCCCCGAACAUGUCCCCUCAGCCCCAAGGAGCUGAAAAAGACUCAGUGCCGGGAACCAAGAAAGGGAGUCCAUUAUUGCUGAAAAUCCAUUUUAAGCUGUCGUCCCCCACUUCCCCAGAGAAAUGACUAGACAAAACGAGUAAAGCCUCCAGUGCUGGCCCCUGGCUCAGACUUUUUGUGCAAACGCUCCUGGACCAGUGAGCUCCUCCCUCUGGCUGUGGCACCCUGGUCUGGAUUUUUUUAGGGAUGCCACCCCCAUUUUGUAGCUACCCCAGUACCCCCUGCCCCCUGAGCACUCUGCCAGGCCUGUUUUGUCCCUGCUGACUCCCCAGGGGUGGUUCUGCUCACCUUCACCUAGCCAGGUGAGACUAGGUGGGCAGUAGAGACUUGGGACUAGUCCCUGGAGGCCUCAGUAGUGCUCUUUAUAUUUCUUAGGUAUAAAAGGGGGUAUGUUGGGGAGCUCACAUUGUGGCGCAGUGGUAAUGAACCCAACUAGUAUCCAUGAAGACGUGG